AUGCGUCUCUCCACCUUCAUCGUUCCUGUCGCGAGCAUCCUCUCGUUAGCAUGCGCGCAGGUUCAUCUCAUCAGAAAUGCCCUUGACGAAAUUAAAACCAAAGUCGACGCCACCAAGCACGCCUUCAACACCCAUAACGGCAAAUCCAUCAAGUCGUCUCUUAAUGCGCUUGACAAGUCCAUCUCCGAGGCCACAGUCGUCGUAUCCAAUAGCAAUAGUCUCUCUACCAGGGAGGCUAUCAGCCUGCGUAGCUCCUUCGCCGGCCUGCAGGCCUCCAUCGAUAACGCCUUCCCCGUCGUUAAGUCCGUGGAGCCCGUCCUCGAUUCCCUGGACCUUUCUGGUGCCAUCAAGGACUCUAUUGUGAAACAAAGGUUAGCCGUCGGAACCCUCGGCAACUUUGUCGUGGCCAAGAUGCCGGUUUUCAUUCGAGGAGCUGCCAACGGAUUUGUCGUAACACUAGACCGGUCAUACUUGGGGGUGAUUGAAGUAUACUCGGAGAGAUGUUGA
Molecule: messenger RNA, 507 nt
Organism: Pyricularia grisea
Lineage: Eukaryota; Fungi; Ascomycota; Sordariomycetes; Magnaporthales; Pyriculariaceae
Exons: 1
Coding region: 1-507 (168 amino acids)
Source: RefSeq, a predicted model, not a curated record